AUGCCGCAGGUCGGCGCUCCCCCCCCAGCACGUAAUCCGAUGUCUCCUUUCCCUUCUACAGCAUCCCCAUCAUCCAAGACGACUCUACUGGUGCCGCCGUCGCAGUCUAUCUUGACAAGACAUACCCCUCCUCCUCCCAUCCCACCGGGACGACAACCCUUUGAAGCUUUCUCCAGCCAUUCUCAAAACCUUUGA
Messenger RNA from Guyanagaster necrorhizus, 195 nucleotides. RefSeq lists its product as uncharacterized. The record is from RefSeq and is a predicted model, not a curated record. NCBI's taxonomy places the organism in Eukaryota, Fungi, Basidiomycota, Agaricomycetes, Agaricales, Physalacriaceae. The coding region runs from base 1 to 195 and encodes 64 amino acids. The transcript is spliced from 2 exons.